UUUUGCCGGUGGUUUUUUAUGUACGUUUAUCGUUUGUAUUCAUUUUAUUUGGGUUUAUUAAACAAAUUAGAAAUUUUUGGCAAAAUCAUAGAUUUUAUUAGUUUCAAUCAAACGCGUAUUUUUGGAUUUUGUUUAGUUUUUUAUUUUAUUAUUUUUGUUCGGUCACGAGUAGAAAAUGUCCGAUGACGAUGUACAAUAUGUUAAGCGGCAAAGAACUCUUUAUUAUGGUUCACUAGAGGACGCCGAGCGUAAACGUAUGCUGUCAGGGGGUACGUCGAAUAUUACUGCUGCAACGACAUCAUCCCAACUGGAGGAUAUCGAGUCAGAUGAAGAUUAUGAUGAACAGAAAAAACAAGGAACAACAGUUGCACCUCCGCCUACUGCCGCCGCCCUAGCAAAUAAAAUUGACGAUGACUACUUCGAUUUGGAAACAGAAAUAUCAAAGGAUAAAGUAGCGCUACUAGAAGAAUUUGAGCGCAAGAAGCGAGCUCGACAAAUUAACGUUUCUACCGAUGAUGCCGAAAUCAAACGGAAUUUACGACAGCUUAAUGAGCCCAUUUGUUAUUUUGGCGAGGGACCUGCUGAGCGCAGAAGGCGUCUCAGAGAAUUAUUAGCAUCGUUGGGGGAAAAUGCUAUAAAACAAAAAUUGGCUGAAGAAGAAGAAAGAAAGCAAUUGCAAAAAGAACAGGAGACAACAUGGUACCACGAGGGACCAGAAACACUUAGAAUAGCACGGCUAUGGAUUGCCGAUUAUUCUUUACCCAGAGCGAGGGAACGUUUAGAGAAAGCUAAGGAGGCUCUUGAAAUACCGAGUGCUACCAGAGCUGGUCGCAUGGUGGAAUUGCAAAAACGCUUACAAUCUUUGGCUCCAUAUUCCAGUCAGGUAGGUGAUACCCGGCCACUGGGAGGAUGCGCUUUCAAUCAUGAUUCAUCUCUCUUGAUGACAUCGUCUUGGUCAGGUUUAUGCAAAGUUUGGCGGGUACCCGAUUGCAAGUUAGAACAGACUCUGCGUGGCCAUACGAGUUAUGUGGGAGGAGUAGCUUUUCGUCCCGGAGUAUCGUUUGAGGACAAAAAUGUGGUGGCUAUGGCUUCUGGAGGCCAUGAUGGUGCCGUUAAGCUAUGGGGAUUUGAUUCAGAGGAAUCAAUUGCAGACAUAACGGGCCAUAUGCCUCAUCGAGUGUCGAAAUUAAAUUUUCAUCCAUCUGGACGUUUCCUAGCCACAGCAUGUUACGAUGCAUCGUGGCGCUUAUGGGACUUGGAGCAAAAGACUGAAGUACUUCAUCAGGAAGGUCAUGCAAAGGCUGUACAUUGUUUAAGCUUUCAAUCGGAAGGAAGUGUUAUAGUUACAGGCGGCUUGGAUGCUUUCGGCAGAGUUUGGGACUUACGAACAGGUCGCUGUAUUAUGUUUUUGGAAGGACAUUUGGGUUCUAUAUUCGGUGCGGACUUUUCACCCAAUGGCUAUCACAUUGCAACCGGUUCGCAAGACAACACUUGCAAAAUAUGGGAUCUGCGACGUCGUCAAUCAGUAUACACAAUACCGGCUCAUGUAAAUCUUAUUUCUGACGUCAAGUACCAAGGUGACGGUGGCAGUUUUCUCGUUACAUGUUCUUACGACUGCACUACUAAAAUAUGGUCAAACAAAACUUGGCAGCCGCUUAAAACUCUGCAGGGUCACGAUGGCAAAGUGGUUUCAUUAGAUAUAUCACCAGACUCGCAAUAUAUAGCUACCACAUCCUUCGAUCGUACAUUUAAGUUAUGGUCUCCCGAAAGUUAAUCCCAAUUCUAUUCUAAUUACAGAUAAUAGUCUAGAUUUUAUUUAAAGUUGUUAAUUAUCACUUUCAAGUAAAUUUCAUAACACUUUGAAGAUGUAUUGCAAAAUUAUUGGCAACAUUUUUCAAAGACUUUAGAAAAUGUUAUUAUUGACUGAACAUAGCCCAAAACAACAAACUCCAUAUUUCUACACAUGUUUUUCAUUAAUCGUUUGUAUUUUUUUUUGUUAAAAUAAAUAAAAAAACAUUGUUAAACUAAUCUAUUAAACCCACAACAAA
Calliphora vicina (urban bluebottle blowfly) is the source of this 2048-nucleotide messenger RNA. RefSeq names its product U4-U6 small nuclear riboprotein factor 60K (gene U4-U6-60K). Gene Ontology annotation, cellular component: U4/U6 x U5 tri-snRNP complex. Lineage: Eukaryota; Metazoa; Arthropoda; Insecta; Diptera; Calliphoridae. Gene Ontology annotation, molecular function: U4 snRNA binding; protein binding; U6 snRNA binding. The record is from RefSeq and is a predicted model, not a curated record. Bases 176 to 1774 code for a protein of 532 amino acids. The transcript has 2 exons. Gene Ontology annotation, biological process: mRNA splicing, via spliceosome.